AUAAGACUCCUUCCUUCCGGUUAAAAAUUUGAGCCUUUUUGAGGUGCAGAUAACGCGAAAUCAAACAAAGCCAAGCAAUACAAAAUCUACCGUAUAAACCCUUAUUUGCUUUGUAAACUUCACCUUAUCUUCUUACUCAAAUAGUCACACUACUCUAAAAUGCCCACCCGAGAAGAGAAACCCCAGCAGCAACAGCGAGAAGAAUCAGAAAACGAGGACCAAGAAGAAGAAGAAAAUGAGGACCAAGAAGAAAAGGACCAAAAAGAAGAAGAACCCCCCAUUGAGUCAGAGUAUUCGUCAGAGACUUCCGAGGAUGAAGCCAUCGGCGAGGACGACUACUACGUCACAGACAAUGAGGACGAGCCGUUAGUCUACGUCCGACCUGGCGACGAGCCACCCCCAUCGGACAACACAGCCGAAACCAACAUUCGCCGCUUCACGCGGCUCCUAAACAGCAGAGGAAUUAGAGAGGGACUAGAAGAAGAGGAGCGAGACAACGUAACCUACGAAGAACUUUAUAAUUUUCCCCCAGACCCGGAGAAUUGGAAGGAGGAGGAUUUGAAAGAGAUGUGGGCGGAUGCUCCGUGGAAAAUGACCAAACCCGGUUGGGACCCGGUUUGGGCUGACGAAGACGAUUGGGAAGUGGUUAUGGAGGAGAUUGAGGAGGGUCGGGACCCGCCUAUUGCCCCCUUUUUUUUGCCCUAUAGGAAAUACUACCCGGCAAUACCGGAUAAUCAUUUUGAUAUAGCCAAUCCCAAGGCUGCGGUUGAGGAAUUGGAUCGGAUUGAGGAGUUUCUCGCUUGGGUCAGCUACAUUUUUGCUGAUGGAAGCUCAUAUGAAGGCACUGUUUGGGAUGACUUGGCUCAUGGAAAAGGUGUCUACAUUGCUGAGCAAGGUCUAGUCAGGUAUGAAGGUGAAUGGCUGCAGAACAAUCCAGAUGGCCAUGGUGUUGUUGAAGUUGACAUACCUGACAUAGAACCUGUGCCAGGUUCCAAGCUUGAAGCAAAGAUGCGUGCUGAAGGAAAACUUAUAUCAAGAGAUUUUAUGUCCCCAGAAGACAGAGAAUGGCUGGAGAUGGAUAUUGAAGAUAGCAUUCGUUUGGCUGAUGGCCGCUAUGAAAUACCUUUUUAUGAGAAUGACGAGUGGAUUAAACAAUUUGGGAGGAAACCUGAGAAAGGUCGAUACCGCUAUGCUGGUCAGUGGAAGCUUGGAAGAAUGCAUGGCUGUGGUCUAUAUGAAGUCAAUGAGAGCCCCAUUUAUGGCAGGUUCUACUUUGGGGAGCUACUGGAGACUACUGAGGGUUGUGAUGAAGAGACUGUUACACUGCAUGCAGGUCUUGCGGAGGUAGCUGCAGCUAAAGCUAGGAUGUUUGUUAACAAACCAGAUGGAAUGGUUAGAGAAGAGAGGGGUCCAUAUAGUGAUCCUCAACAUCCCUAUUUCUAUGAAGAAGAAGAUGUGUGGAUGGCACCAGGCUUCAUUAACCAGUUCUACGAGGUACCUGAUUAUUGGAAAACAUAUGUUCAUGAGGUUGAUCAAGAGAGGGAAAUAUGGUUAAACUCUUUUUAUAAAUCUCCAUUUAGGAUACCUAUGCCUGCAGAACUUGAAUACUGGUGGCAGAAAGAGGAGCCUCCUGAAUUUAUCCUGGUUAACAAGGAACCAGAGCCUGAUCCUGAAGAUCCAUCAAAGCUUAUAUAUGCUGAGGAUCCUCUCAUCCUACAUACACCAACUGGUCGUUUAAUUAAUUAUAUUGAGGAUGAAAAAUAUGGAAUACGAUUAUUUUGGCAGCCGCCUUUGAAAGAAGGGGAAGAUAUAGAUUCCAAGGAGAUUGAGUUUCUGCCACUUGGUUUUGACGAAUUCUAUGGAAAACCACCAGUUGAGGAGAAAGAAACCAUGUGGCAGCGUAUUGUAAUGGCCAUAGAAAAGGUACUUAAGCCAGUGCUUGAUAAAUUAGAGAAUUGGACUGAAGAGCAGAAGAAAGUGAGUGAGUUGAAAAUGCAGCUUUAUGAAAAAGAACUCGAUCUUAUUGAGGCUGAAUUGUGUCUGGAGGAGGCAAUUGAGGACUUGGAUGAGGAUUUGAAGAGAAGAGAGAAAGAGGAAGAGAAGAAGGUGGAAACAGGUUUUGAGGAAGAAGAUAUUUCUGCUUUGCCUAGACAAGCUGAGGAGGUUAUAGCUGAAGAGAAGGUAGGAGUGAGUGAGGAUGAGGAUGAGGAAGAUGAAGAAGAGGAGGAAGAUAAUACACCAUCCAGUUUUGGAUCUGUUACUGGAGAUCAGGACCCAUCAAAGAAUGACCAGACGGGGAGAAAAUCUGGGGAAUCUCCUUUUUCUUCGUUAUCAUUACCAUUUGCUUCUCGUAGCCUUGUUUCAUCGGUUCCAUCUAGGCUGCAGCAAUCAUUCUUAUUGUGGAAGGAAGGAAGAUCGCAGCCAAAACCAACUACUCCAUGCGAUCAAGGCCACAAGUACCAGUAUGUACCAGUUGAUACAGUCCAUUUUCGUUCAGUUCUGAACCAUAAAGGGAGUUUGAAGGCAAUGAUCCAAACACACCAGAAGUUUCAAUCAACAAAGCGCUCAAAUGGGAGGAGAUCUCAAGUACAUUCAUCUCCAGCAAUCCAAUCACGUCCUUCAGCGUUUGGUGGUCCCAAAAGAGUGGUAAAAGCAGCUAGAGCACAGACGGUAAGUUGGCUGCAUGCAGCCCCGGAUUGGGAUAUUGACAACAUAUUAUCUUUGCACACACCAAUGUGUAGUUUGAAAUUAUAUACAGAUACUAGCGAGUGUUGAGGCUCAUUGUUCUACAUGACAUUGUGUUGUAAGCUGGGCCUCUUGAAGAGGGUGAGUUUUGUCGUAUUUGCCUAGCAACUCAUGGUUGGGCUAUUUUUCCUGAAUGUACUUUGAGCUUUCCCUGGAUUAACAUGGGCUAAUAAAGUGUAGAAUUAGAACGGUACGGCGUUUGGAUAGGGAAA
Messenger RNA from Mangifera indica (mango), 2957 nucleotides. RefSeq names its product protein TIC 100. Gene Ontology annotation, cellular component: cytosol. The record is from RefSeq and is a predicted model, not a curated record. NCBI's taxonomy places the organism in Eukaryota, Viridiplantae, Streptophyta, Magnoliopsida, Sapindales, Anacardiaceae. The transcript has 11 exons. The coding region runs from base 160 to 2775 and encodes 871 amino acids.